Molecule: messenger RNA, 1661 nt
Organism: Schistosoma mattheei
Lineage: Eukaryota; Metazoa; Platyhelminthes; Trematoda; Strigeidida; Schistosomatidae
Source: the annotation of a GenBank genome assembly
AUGGCUCGUAUUGAACUCAUACGUAGAUUGCGACUAUUCACAGUUUUACGUCGAAUGUCAGAUUAUGAUAAUCGAUUUGGUACAACCAAACUAGUGAUUCCAGUUGUUUCACGUCCUGCUUCAUUUUUUUCUUUCAUCAAGUCGAAGCUUAGUGAAGCUGCCUCUAGUCAGUCUAAAGACUCUCAGAGUGUACCAAAUGACAGUGAGUGGUUGGAUGCAGUCCAAGAAGUUGAAAAAUCGGAAUUGUUACAUUGGAAAGGAUCUGAUACUAGUAUGACUAGGACAGAACUUCGAAAAUGGAAGAAACGUACAUUCCUUCAUAUUUUAGAAAUGUUUAUUCAACGAUCAGGACCAAGUCGUAAAGGAUUCACUUCGUUCAUUGAAAAUGCACUAACUAAAAUGCCUGAAUACGAAGUGGUUGAUGAUUUAGAUUGUUAUAAAGCAGUAAUUCGUUUAUUUCCUACUGGACGAAUGGUUGUGAAACGUUUCUUACAAGCGGAUUUUGGUCAUUUUCCAAAACAACAACAAGUUAUGAUUGACAUAUUAAGUCAAAUGUCAAGAUAUCACGUCCUGCCAGAUGAUGAAGUUGGCCAAAUGAUUAUCGACGUUUUCGGUUGGCGUAAUCAUGCUAUGAAUGCUUAUCGUCGUCUAAUGUAUUGGAUGCCUAAAUUGUAUUAUAGUAAUCCAUGGACAUUACCACUUCGAAUCGUUGAUGAUCUUGAUUUAGAUCCCAUUAAAUUGGGCUGUUUAAUUGCUGAAAGAAUAUGCCCCGAUCGGAUGACAGAAUUCACUGUUGUACAGAUGUCUUCAUCUAAUCCUGAUAGACCAGAUUCAAUUAUCAGUGCUCAAAGUCCUGAACAGCGUGCAUUACUAGCAUAUUGUACCAAUAAACAAAUUCACAAUGAUCAAAUUAAUAAUACUCAAUGUACAAAACCAACGAUUUAUUUAGAUGGACCACAUUAUGUAUGGUUUAGAAAUUUACAAGCUGCUUAUUACACCUUAUGGACAGAGAUCGAUGCUGAUCGAUUAAAAAAAGAAAUUAAUUCAGUAAAAGUUAACCAAGUGCCAAAGCAUAGUGCAGACGAACCGUAUAAUCUUUCAUUCUUCAACUAUUCUAAUGAUAGUUCAAAUAUAGUACUGAAUAGUUCCAAUUCCCAAAAUGCGAAUCGCUCACUUUUUCCACAUAUGAGUCUUCUUCCUACAGUGAGUUCAGUUGGUACUGAAUUGCACCAUUGUAAUGAAGAUAAUGUCUUUACAAGAUUUAUAAGUAAGUGUGAACCAGAAUUCGAUAAACGUUGGCUUUCAAUUCGUCAAAGUCAUGUCUAUAAAUAUUUACCAUCCAAUCUAUGUCAACAUGAACAAGGUGAGGGUACAAUACUUGCUGUUGGAGUUGUUGUACCUAAACCAGAUGCUUUGGAUAAUCAGAAAAAGUUAUAUGAUUGGGAAGUUUCUAACAGAAUUCAUCAUACAGAUUCAAAAGAUUGUAAACAACGAAAUCAAAAAGAAAGAUACAAUUUACCACAAAUCCCAUCACCUGCAUCUUCCGCACUUAUUCGACUUUGGUUAAGUGAGCUGCACGCUAAAAAUCCUUUCUUUGAUGAUGCCGCAUUAGUUAUUCGAGUUCAAAUGAAUAUUGAUCAGGGUCAAAAAUCUGGAAAUAA